AUGGAAGAAAAGAAUUAUUGUUAUUUUUGUUUUGAAGUGGUUGCCGCUACAUUAGAGCAUAGAAAACCUCGCAACUAUUGGAACUGGAAAUCAUGGACCGACGAGGUUCCUCUUUUUGUAAAGUUCAUUUUCAAAGAACGUCUUCAAAAAAAAUUACGCGGAUGUAUUGGUACUUUCCAACCACGUCCAUUGAAUAUUAAUCUAAGAUAUUUGAGUCAGCAAGCCGCUUUUUCUGAUGACCGUUUUCAUCCCGUCACCUUGGCUGAAUUGCCUUUCUUGGAAUGUGGGAUUGACCUCUUGGUGAAUUUUGAGCCGAUUGAUGAUCCUCUUAACUGGAUUGUCGGUGUUCACGGCUUGUCAAUUGAGUUUUAUGUGGAUAAAAUAAGGUAUUCAGCUACCUAUUUACCCUCAGUUGCUGCAGAACAAGGCUGGACCCAAAAGGAGACAUUGCUAAGUUUGAUUCGCAAGUCUGGUUUUUAUGGUAAUCUUCGAAAUAUAAGCAUUCAAGCUACUCGAUAUCAAUCUACUCAAAUUGAAUGCUCUUAUGAAGAAUAUUUCAAAGCUACCAACAAACUCUGA
Schizosaccharomyces octosporus yFS286 is the source of this 579-nucleotide messenger RNA. RefSeq lists its product as uncharacterized. The coding region runs from base 1 to 579 and encodes 192 amino acids. The record is from RefSeq and is a predicted model, not a curated record. NCBI's taxonomy places the organism in Eukaryota, Fungi, Ascomycota, Schizosaccharomycetes, Schizosaccharomycetales, Schizosaccharomycetaceae. The transcript is spliced from 2 exons.